GCUGGAGAGAGGGGGGCCGAGCUAUAACAGUUUGGCAGGGGAAAAUAUAGGCCCCAGCUCGUUUAUGACGCUCCAGCUGACCGAAGGCCUCUCGCUCCUCUCUCCUGUGUUGAGCAGAGCGCAUGAGCUGUCCUCCCGCCUCCGCCAUGAACAAGCAGCAGAGCAAAGAGUCUCUGAAGGACAAGGUGAAGGGGAUCUUCGGACUGGGGCCCUCGCGGCCGCCGAGCAAGCAGACGGAGAGCAAGCCCUCGGAGUUCAUCAUCACCCUCGACAUUCUCAAGGAGCUCAGUCCGGAGUGCGGGCUGCAUAACAGAAUCCGGGUCAUAAAUCAUGUGUGUGAGCUCGCCAAGUCCAAGAAAUUUGAGGAGCACGCGGUGGAGGUGCUGUGGAAGGCGGUGGAGGACAUGCUGCAGCCCGAGCAGCCUGAGGCGCGGCACGCCGUGCUGCAGCUUCUGAGGGCCAUCAUCCAGGGACAGGGGGAGAGGCUGGGGCCAUUGCGGGCCUACUUUUUCAAGAUCAUUCGGGAUUACCACCCUUCCAAUGAGGACCUGCCGGACAGGCUUGAGGUGUUCAAGGCACUAACAGAGAACGGGAAGGAUAUCACAUACCUGGAGGAGGACAUAGCCCGCUUCGUGGUCCUCUGGAUGGACGUGGGUCUGACUGCGGACUUCCUCCACGUGCUGGUCAACCUGGUCAAGUUCAACAGCUGUUACUUGGACCAGAACGUCUCACAUAUGGUCCAGAAAAUAUGCUUGCUGUGCAAUCGGACCACUUCCUCCACAGACAUUGAGGUGGCCCUGCAGGUGCUGGAUGCAGUAGUGUGCUAUAACUGCUUGCCCUCUGACUCCCUGCCCAUAUUUAUCAGCACUCUGUGUCGCACCGUAAACGUUAAGGAGUUCUGCGAGUCCUGCUGGAAGCUCAUGCGCAAAGUGCUGGGGACUCACCUAGGACACAGUGCCAUCUACACCAUGUGCCGCAUCAUGGAGGAGAGGGCGUACACGGAGGACGCUGCCUUAUUGCGGGGUGCCGUGUUCUUCGUGGGAAUGGCGCUGUGGGGGGCGCACAGGCUGUCUGCUCUCAAAAACACCCCCACGCUGGUGCUGCCCUCCUUCUACAAGGCCAUGACCUGCGGCAACGAGGUGGUGUCGUACGAGAUCGUGCUGUCCGUCACCAGGCUGAUUAAGAAGUACGGGAAGGAGCUGCAGGUGGUGACCUGGGACACCCUGCUCAACAUCAUCGAGAAGCUGCUGCAGCACAUCCAGACCACGGGCAGCCACGAGCUGAAGACCAUCGUCCACGAGCUGCUGACCACCGUGGAGGAGCUGUACGAGCAGAACGGCUACCACGGCUCCUCCGAGAGGUUCUUCUGCCUCAUCGAGAAGUGCUCAGACAAACGCCCGGAGUCGUCUGUGCUGACUCUGAUCUCCUACCGAGCUCACUCCAUCCAGCCAGCCAAAGACGGCUGGAUCCAGAACCUGCACAGGCUCAUGGAGAAGUUCUUCAGGAACGAGAGCCGCAGCGCCAUCCGGAUCAAAGUGCUGGACGUCCUGUCCUUCGUCCUCAGCACCAACCGCCAGCUCUAUGAGGAGGAGCUCAUCGAGGUGGUGGUGAUCCCGCACCUCAGCCAGAUUGCGGAGGACCGGGACCUCCAUGUGCGCAAGCUGGCCACGCAGCUGCUGGUGGACCUGGCGGAGGGGUGCAACACCCACCACUUCAACAGCCUGCUGGACAUCAUCGAGAAGGUGGCGAGCCGCUCUCUGGCCUGUGUGGGGCCAGCCGAGGCCGCAGAGAGGGAGCUGUCUGUUGAGUCCCCCAUGGAGGACGUGAAGACGGCCAUCUUGGGCCUGCUUGAGAUCCUGCAGAGCAAGCUGUACAGCCUGCCCGCCAGCCACGCUUGCCGAGUGUACGAGCUGCUGAUCGGCCACCUCCAGCUCCACUACAAGAACAAGUACUGCUCUGCCAUCGCCAGCAGCAUCCGCCUGCAGGUUUUCGACUUCCUGCUGCUGAUGCGGGCCGACUCGCUGCAUCGCCUGGGGGUCCCCAACAAGGACGGGGUGCUGCGCUUCAGCUCCUACUGCCACUGUGACAUGGGGGAGCCUGAGAAGAGGGCGAGCGAGAAGAAGCCUGCGGGCACAGUGUCGCCCCCUGCUGGCAGCCCCGUCCCCGCCACCCAGCCCUCGUCCAUCCGCACGGCCUGCCUCCCCUACUCCCUGGCCUUCUCCGUGCUGCUGCAGUGCCUGAAGCUGGAGACGGACUGGAAGGUUCUGAAGCUGGUGCUGGACAAGAUGCCGUCCACCCUGCAGUACAAAGUGCUGAUGCUCACCUCUCCCUGCAGCAUAGACCAGCUCUGCUCCACCCUCUGCUCCAUGGUGACUGACAGGUUGAUCUCGGAGAGGCUCCGGAAGACUCCGGACGGGUUCUCCCGCACGGACGUGCAGCUGGCCGUGGUGCCCGUGCUGACGGCCCUCACCUCCUACCACAACUACCUGGAGCAGUCUCGCCAGAGGGAGCUGGUGCAGUGUCUGGAGACCGGUCUUAUCUACCGCUGUGCCAAGCAGUGUGUGGUGGCUCUGACCAUGUGCACUGUGGAGAUGCCCGACAUCAUGAUCAAGCUGCUGCCCGCGCUCAUCGUGAAGCUCACGCACAUCUCCGCCACCGUCACCAUGGCGUCGCCCAUGCUGGAGUUCCUCUCCACUUUGGUGCGUCUCCCUCACCUGUAUGCCAACUUUGUGGCCGAGCAAUACGUCAGCGUGUUCGCCAUCUCCCUGCCGUACACCAACCCCUCAAAGUUUAACCAGUACAUCGUGUCCCUGGCGCACCACGUGAUCGCCAUGUGGUUCAUUCGGUGCCGUCUGCCCUUCCGGAAGGACUUUGUGCAGUACAUCACCAAGGGCCUGCGGUCCAACGCCCUGCUUCCCUUCGACGACACCCACGAGCAGAGCAGCUUCCGAGCCCGCAGCACCAGCCUCAACGAGAGACCAAAGAGUCUCCGAACCGCCAAAGUCGCAAAGCAGGGCCCAAGUAACAACUCCCCCGUUAAAGAGCUGAAAGAUCUGUCGGCCAUGGACGCCUUCCGCUCCCGAAGCAUCAGCGUUUCCGAGCACGCGGUGCGCAGGAAAAGGUUGGAGCUCGUGAAUAACCCACCGCUCCGAGCCCCGAGCGAGGAAGGGGAGCGGGGGCGGAUCAUAUCAAGUCCCAGCUUGAUGCACACCUCCAUCACCACCAGCAGCCUGGGCUCGGCGGACGAGAACGCCAUGGCGCAGGCGGACGACGGGCUGAAGAACGUCCACCUGGAGCUGACCGAGACCUGCCUGGACAUGAUGGCCCGCUACGUCUUCUCCAACUUCUCCGCCUUGCCCAAGAGGUCGCCCAUCGCGGAGUUCCUGUUGGCAGGGGGUCGGAGCAUGACCUGGCUGGUGGGUAACAAGCUGGUUACCAUAACGACGAGCGGGGGCUCGCGCACGCAGGCGCUGCUGGGGCUGGACCUGGCCGAGCGGCAUGGGUCCGGGGAGCUGACCAGGUCCGACCCCUCCCUCCACACCAGGCAUACCAAAGAGGCGCCCGCCAAGCUGGAGUCCCAGCCCAGCCAGCAGGUCAACCGAGCCGCGCGCAUCCGGGUCCGCUCCAUAUCAGGUGGGCAUGCCCUCUGUGCAGGUCCCGCUCAGAGCCUGAGCCCCUUGGUUUCCCCCUCGGAGAGCGAGCUGUGCGGCCCCCUCCCCUCCCCCGGGCCCCCUCUGGACGGGCUGGGGUCCCUGCGCGGAGAGGACCCAGCGCUGUCGUCGCCCCCGCAGAAGGACCAGAAGUCCAGCCUGGCGGAGUUCGCCCCCAUGCUCACCCAGGGCUGGGCCGAGAUCUUCAUACGCAGACCCUCAGGUAACACCAGCUGGCUGAUGUGCCUGGAGAACCCACCCAGCCCCUUCUCCUCGGAGCUGGGCAACAUGCCCCUGCAGGAGCUGUCUAGUGUGCUGAUGGCCAUGGAGAGGGUGAAGGAGCCGGGCCCCCCCGAGGCUCCCGCCGUCCCGCAGGGCCACAAGCCCUCCCUCAUCCAGCGUUCCAACACAGACUCGGUGGUGGUGUUGGAGGAAGGGGGGCGGGGCCGGGGGGUGGAGUCCCCCUCCGAGUCCCCCGAGAGCGAGGAGUUUGAGGCCAUGCCCAAUGAGCCCAUUUUCAUCAGCACAGAGAAACUGCCGCAGAGUCCCUACAGCAGGUCCUCCUCCAGCUCCAGCCAGGACGAGGAGAAGUCCACGCUGGAGGAGGAGAGCGAGGGCGCCAUCCCCAUCGACCAGCCCCUGCCGGCCCCUCCCACGCCCGGCUCCCAGGGGCCCGACCUGCCCUUCCAGCACACGCAGACACUCAACAAGUCCAGCUCGUCCCCGGAGCUGCAGACCCUGCAGGAGGCCUUCGGGGAGGCCCCGGGGGCCGGUCCCGGGGAGGCCCCGGCGGCGGGCGUCAGGCCGGGGGAGGGGAGGCCGCAGGGCCCCGGGGACGAGGACGGUGCGGGGGCGGAGCCGAAUGGCCAGGCGGAGCCCCCGGCCGCCGUGGCGGGCGGGGCGACAGUGACGGCAGCCGCGGCGGCCUCCGCGUCCAAGCUGAAGCUGGAGUUCCCGGCGCCUCAGCCCGGCCCCCUCUCCCCGAGCGGGCACCGCCCCCGCGGGCACACCAUCUCCGUGUCCGCCCCGUCCCGGCGUGAGAGGAAAGUGGAGCGCGACUCCUACCACAACCGCGGCGCCGCCUCCAACUCGGAGAAGACCUCCGGCCUUAGCCCCAGCUUCGUGUUCCUCCAGCUCUACCACUCUCCCUUCUUUGGCAACGAGGCCAACAAGCCACUCCUGCUGCCCAAAUCCCAGUUAAUAGACAGAGCUGUUAAGGUCUUGGACCAGAUGCCUCCUUACGACACACACAAGAUUGGAGUGGUGUUUGUGGGCGCGGGUCAGGUGAACAACGAGGUGUCCAUCCUGUCCAACGAAUACGGAUCGAACCGGUACACCCAGUUCCUGACCGGGCUGGGCAAGCUGAUCCACCUGAAGGACUGCGACCCCGACCAGAUCUUCCUGGGAGGGCUGGACCAGUACGGGGACGACGGGGAGUUCACCUACUGCUGGCAUGAUGACAUCAUGCAAGCCAUUUUCCACAUUGCCACUCUGAUGCCCAAUCGUGAGUCAGACAAGGGCUGCUGCAAUAAGAAGAGGCACAUCGGCAACGACUUUGUCAUCGUGGUGUACAACGACUCGGGAGAAGACUACAAACUCGGCACCAUCAAGGGUCAGUUCAAUUUUGUGGAGGUGGUGAUCAGGCCGCUGGACUACCAGAGCAACCUGGUCACGCUGCAGUGCCGCAAAGAUCUGGAGGGGCUCGUGGACACCAGCGUGGCCAAGAUCGUCUCGGACCGCAACCUGCCACUGCUAGUGCGGCAAAUGGCCCUGCAUGCAAACAUGGCAUCACUCGUGCACCAGAACAGGUCCAACCCCUCGGACGCCUACGCCUCCAAGUGGCUGGCUCGGUUGCGGCACAUUAAGAGGAUUCGAACCCGGGCUCAGGAAGAGGUCCAGUCCCGCCCCACUCCGGGGAUCUCCCUAACCCAGGGCCAUGGCCCUGUGCAGAGCAAGACCCCCUACCAGCAGGGCGGCGCCACCUCCAACCCCGACUCAGGCCAGAGGAAGAGGCUGGUGUCCACUGUGGAUGACUUCACUGACUUUGUGUGACAGACCUCCCCCCAAAGGGCGAGAGGGUGUCCUUCAGCUGCCUUCGUAGCCUGUGAGGGGGAGGCAUGGCGGGGGCUGAGGAGGGUGGUACGGCUUUCCAAUCCUACAGUUGAUUUUUUUUUUUUUUUAAUGCUUGGUUGCAAUUUUGCUUUGGCACUUUGACAUCUUCACACUUGUGCAGUUUUUUUUCUCAGCUUGCCAAAAUGAAGUCCUGUCAUUGGAAAUCUCUGUAGUGUUACACAGUCACACACACACUCACACAUGCACAGACACAUUUGCCACACUCUCAACCACAACUGUGUAGACAGCAGCUCUUGCCCCCCCCCCACCCCUAAACCCUCAGUCCUGGCCCCUGCCCCUCAAAACUGUUUCCAGUCUUUCAUCAAAUCCAGAAGACUUUCACACGUGUCUCCCGCCCAGCUCUGAACUGGCCGUGAACGCUCCCUGUCCCUGGGUAAAUGACUGAAAGCAUUACAUAAAUUAAACAUUGGUAACCAAUGACGUGAUGGAGGUGGUCGAUUUUUUUUUUUUUUUUUUUUUACAUU
Megalops cyprinoides (Indo-Pacific tarpon) is the source of this 6247-nucleotide messenger RNA. It is a transcript of the gene tsc2, whose product is annotated as TSC complex subunit 2. The transcript has 42 exons. The record is from RefSeq and is a predicted model, not a curated record. Gene Ontology annotation, cellular component: nucleus; cytoplasm; TSC1-TSC2 complex. Gene Ontology annotation, biological process: negative regulation of phosphatidylinositol 3-kinase/protein kinase B signal transduction; regulation of cell cycle; negative regulation of Wnt signaling pathway. The coding region runs from base 123 to 5702 and encodes 1859 amino acids. Gene Ontology annotation, molecular function: GTPase activator activity. Lineage: Eukaryota; Metazoa; Chordata; Actinopteri; Elopiformes; Megalopidae.